UUCGAUCCUGCAAAAUCGUGUCAAAUUUCAUUAUGCUGUAAACUUGCAGUCACUGCCUCUGUCCUCGAGGUUUCAAUGCACAAGGAUUCGGCACUAUCCCCUCCAGGUAACGUUGAACCUUCUUCUUGACCAGCAAGAUGUCUUCUCAACCAUACUUCGAGACUGUCAAAGUACAAUCACUCACCUCACCGCACUUCGCAGACUGACAGGUUCGCAUAGUCAUUUGCAGAUGUUCCAAUCACCGUUAAUGGUGUGGAAACCUCGGUUUUUUUGGAAGCUUCUGAAGGGCUCGUUCAAUUAUUUGCUUGGCUCAGGUGUAUUCGGCUUUGGUGUACGAACUCGCUACCAAGCCGAUUCUUCGCGUUGCUCCACGCUUGAGAAUCUUGUCAGAAGCGAAGCAUCAUUGGAUGACAGACAUGGCACCGGUUGCUUGAUACGCCUGACCCGUGGUUUGACAUUCCUGUGUAAAGCACUGCAACAUAUGCAGAAUGAUCCUUCGAUAGAGUUACACGUGUGCUUCAAGCGUUCAUACGACGAAGUCUUAAGACCCCAUCAUACGUUUUUCGUACGGUCUCUAGCCGCUGUUGCUGUUCGGGCCGCGCCGUAUCGCCGUGACUUCUAUGCUCGUAUAUCGCAAGGAGCGCCAUUGGAAAAAUUAGACGCGGAGCUAGCAAAAUGGCUGUCUGGACUUGAUGUAAUUGUGAAGCGGCUCAAGGGGUUCAUCGAGGGAGAAGGAUACGGAAGGAUAUGAUGUUCUAUGGAGAAUCCUGUCAAUCUGGAUAGAUAUCGAAGAAUAGACAUGCCGCACUAGCGCUGGG
Suillus subalutaceus is the source of this 818-nucleotide messenger RNA. RefSeq names its product glycolipid transfer protein domain-containing protein. Bases 230 to 751 code for a protein of 173 amino acids. Gene Ontology annotation, cellular component: membrane; cytosol; cytoplasm. Gene Ontology annotation, biological process: ceramide transport; intermembrane lipid transfer. Gene Ontology annotation, molecular function: ceramide 1-phosphate transfer activity; ceramide 1-phosphate binding. Lineage: Eukaryota; Fungi; Basidiomycota; Agaricomycetes; Boletales; Suillaceae. The record is from RefSeq and is a predicted model, not a curated record. The transcript is spliced from 6 exons.